CAUCGAUGAAUGAUGGUGAACGCUGAACGAUGACUGAACCCAAGAAUAACAAACCAGCAUGGCACUCAAUCCUAUUAACUUUUCAUAGCAGCUCUUUUUCUUGACAACUAUUCUUUAAGUUAGAUCGUUUUUUGUUUUAUGUACUGAGUAUCUAAAAAUCACCGUCAUCAUGUCAUCUCGGCUAAUCGUCAAAAAUUUGCCUGACAAUCUGUCAGAAGAAAAACUGCGGGCGCAUUUCGGAGAGAAAGGUCAUAUUACUGAUUGUCAACUUAAGUACACGAAAGAUGGGAAGUUUCGGCACUUUGCAUUCAUUGGAUUCCAAACUCCUGAAUCGGCCAAAGCAGCGGUAGAUUACUUCAAUCAGUCCUUCUUGAAAUCCAGGAAGAUCACUGUUGAGUUCUGUAGUAAAUUAGGUGAUGAGAAUAAACCAAGAGCAUGGAGCAAAUAUGCUCCCGAUAGCAGUUCUCAUAAAAAAUUAUUGGAAUUGAAGAAGAAGAAGGAUGAACAGAAAGAAGCAACGUCACCUGUUGAUGAAAAUAAGAAGAAAAAUAAGAAAAAUAAAAACAAAGACAUUGACCCUGAUAUCCAAAAUAAACUAGAUAAGUACAAAGAUGAUCCAAUGUUCACUGAAUUCUUGGAAAUUCACGGGAAGGAUAAGUCAGUCUGGAAAAAUGAUGCCCCAUUGUUGAACGAAAACGAAGCUGACAAGGAUACCAAGAUAGAAGGCACUGAAGACUCAGGAAUUGACCAUGAAGGUGAUUCAAAUGAUGAAUCCAGCGAUGAGUCGGAAAAACUCGCUUCAGCUGAUAUUUCAGACAAAGAUUAUCUCAAAUUGAAAACGUUGAAGAACACGGAAGAUGCAAAGGAGCUUCUGACGAAAGCUAAAAAGACUAAAGCAGAAAAAAGUCAAAAGUACGAUAAACUAUUUACAAUAAAGUUGACAAACUUACCUUUUAAAGCCAGGAAGCGUGAUGUGAAGGCAUUUUUGAAGCCUUUCAAAGUAGAUUCAAUCCGGGUACCGCAGAAAAUCCACGGAAUAGCUUUUGUUGGAUUCAAGAGCGAAGAAACUUUCAAGAAAGUCCUCAAAGCAAAGAACAAAAGUUUUCUAAAUGGUAAGCAAAUUCUACUUCAUGAAUACGUCAAAAUAGAACCAAAGGAGUCAAAUAGUGAAGAGGAUAGGCAAAGUCGUUGGAAAGCACAAGCGGAUGCAUUGAAGAGCGAAGAGGACAUAGGAGAAUCUGGCCGCAUAUUCAUCAGGAAUCUUUCAUAUGCAGUUACGGAGGAUGAUUUGCAGAACCUAUUCUCCAAGUAUGGUGAUUUGACAGAAGUCAUUGUGCCUAUCGACAGAUUGACACGUAAAUCCAAAGGCUUUGCAAUCAUCACGUUCCUUUUUCCUGAAAACGCUGUAAAAGCAUACUCUGAACUAGAUGGUAGCGAUUUUCAAGGUAGGAUGCUACACAUACUUCCAUCAAAAGCAAUUAAAACCCCAGAAGAACUUCCAGAUACCGAAGGAUCCUUUAAAGCGAAGAAGCAAUCGAAAUUGAAAAAGGAGGCUGGCUCAGCACACAACUGGAAUACUCUAUUCCUGGGUGCGAAUGCUGUCGCCGAUGUGAUUGCAGAAACCUAUAAUGCCAGUAAAGAAGAUAUUCUCGCUGGAAGUGGGGCAGCCGUUAGAUUGGCACUUGGAGAAACACAACUUGUCACAGAAACAAGAGAGUUUUUGGAACAGAAUGAUGUCAAAUUAGACGCUUUCAACGACCCUGGAGCCAAACGUUCCAAGACUGUAAUCCUAGUAAAAAAUUUACCCGCUAAAACCACAGUUGCCGAGCUAAGGGAACUUUUCGGAAAGUUUGGCGUUUUGAGUAGAGUUCUUUUACCCUUGAGUGGCGUUACAGCUAUUGUUGAGUUUGUGGAGCCCGUUGAGGCGAGGGAUGCAUUCCGAAAACUAGCUUACAGGAAGUUUAAGUACUCACCUCUAUAUCUAGAAUGGGCACCUGAAAAUACUUUCACAACACCCUGCAAAGCUCCAAAACAAGGAACGGUGCAAUCAGAAGACAAGGAAAAAACCAUGAAUGAAGAAAAACUAGCAGCAAUCAAAAUGAAAGAUGAGGUAAUCGAAGAUAAUGAUGAUUUAGAACCAGAGCCUGACACCACUCUCUUCAUUAAAAAUCUCAAUUUUAACACAAAUGAAGAAGAAAUUAAAGAUCAUUUUAAGAACUGUGGGAAAAUUGCCAAAGUAACCGUAGCUCGGAAGAAAGAUCCAUCUAAGCCCGGAGCUCUCUUGUCCAUGGGAUAUGGUUUCAUUCAGUUUUACCGGCAGGCUGCUUUAAAUGAAGCCUUGAAGACACUUCAACUCUCCUCACUUGAUGGUCACCAGAUAGAACUGAAAAAAUCAAACAGAACGCUCCAAACAGAGGCACAUGUGAGUCGCAAGUUAACCAACACCAAGAAACAAACGGGCACUAAGAUCCUUGUGCGGAAUAUUCCAUUCCAAGCAAAAGAAAGUGAAAUAAAGGAACUGUUCAAAACUUUCGGGGAAAUCAAAUCCCUGAGAAUACCCAAAAAAAUGGUCGGAACAGGAUCUCAUAGAGGUUUCGGUUUUGUUGAAUUUUACACCAAACAUGAUGCCAAGCGUGCGAUGGAAUCUUUUUGCCAGAGUACACAUUUAUACGGUCGGCGCUUAGUUCUAGAAUGGGCCGAAAGCUCUGAGGACGUUGAACUCCUGAGAAAACGUACCGCACAACAGUUUGGUACCGGUGAAGGCCCUCGUAAUAAAAACUUCAGGAAAGGUGUGUCUUAUAUCGACCCUGAAAGUCGGCCAGGCGAUGAGGAAGAAGAUUUUGAAUCUGAGACUGCAGUUAUAAUGUAAAAAUUUUUGGUCUCUUCUUGCACUUAUGUAAAUCUAUCAGAUUUUCAGGGGUUUGAGUGCUCAAACUGUGAUUUAGACAAGUUUGUAACAAUAUUUUUUCCCUAAGAGAGGGUCCUUAAAACAUUCAUGACUUCCGUUACUCUAAGCCGACUAACCUGAAGAAGCAGGUAAGUUGCAGUUGACUUAAAUAUGCUUCUGUUUGUCUAGGUAUUCACUUUUCAAAGAAACAAGCGCAUCCUAACGAUCAUAAAUCUAUUUUGUAGGAAUCUCCUCAAUUCCUAAUGGUAGUAAUCCUUCAUUAUAUCCUUUUUCAACUAUCAGUUCCGUGGGUUACUAUUUUUUGUCAUUUUCCAGACAAAAAAAAAGUAACUACAUUUCAAAAAUUCAACAUUUCUACUCGCAAAUCAUAUAUUUUCUAGGACAUCGUUGGGAAUUUUAACCAGACAAUUCCAGGUACUGAUUUUUCUCUACUCAAAAAUCUCUGAAAGUCAGGUAAAUAAUUACAGUCAUAACCCUGCACAAAAUUUCAAUUUUCCCGACAAUUUUGGAACCUUAGAAUGGAAUUACGCCCUCUCGUUUAAAAAACGACAUUUUGUCCUAAAUCUUUCAUGGCCGUAAUUGAACAGAAUAGGUUUGUUUUAUGAAAAGAGGAGAGGUUUUAUUUUUAUCUUCCAUUCUUUUGAAAGCAUUUUAAGGUAAAACCUUUACUUUUCAACAAAAAUGAAAAAUUUUAAAUUAGACUAUUCAGGUGUUUGAACAUGUGUAACUUGUUGCUGAUGAGCCUCAGGUCCUUCGUCCCAAAAAUAUUUGAAACGGUGCUUUAGUUCAUGGGCAACCUCAUUUAAUAUUUUUUUUAACAGCACCAAGUAAUUGAGUGGCUGUCAUUGUGGGGUUUGCAUUAACUGUAUCGUGCAAAACCCCAGGCUUUCAGACAAAUUCUUAUGCUACUUAUAAUUAGGUAAUUGUAAAUAUUGUAAAUUUGUAAAUUAUCGAAUCUAGAUAUCCUCUUGUUUUUCAUUAUUGUUUUUUUGAAAAUGAAAGAUGAAUAAAAAUUGUUUCAAAUGUUUCGCAUAA
Messenger RNA from Bemisia tabaci, 3943 nucleotides. RefSeq names its product probable RNA-binding protein 19. Gene Ontology annotation, cellular component: nucleolus. Gene Ontology annotation, molecular function: mRNA binding. The record is from RefSeq and is a predicted model, not a curated record. NCBI's taxonomy places the organism in Eukaryota, Metazoa, Arthropoda, Insecta, Hemiptera, Aleyrodidae.